This is a messenger RNA of Nicotiana tabacum (common tobacco), 1337 nucleotides long. RefSeq names its product inositol monophosphatase 3. NCBI's taxonomy places the organism in Eukaryota, Viridiplantae, Streptophyta, Magnoliopsida, Solanales, Solanaceae. Gene Ontology annotation, biological process: phosphatidylinositol phosphate biosynthetic process; inositol metabolic process; signal transduction. Gene Ontology annotation, molecular function: inositol monophosphate 1-phosphatase activity. The record is from RefSeq and is a predicted model, not a curated record.
AUGUGCCUAAGUGAAAGUUCUCUCUCUCUAUAUAUAUAUAUAUAUUCACAUCAUAUUCUCACUUUCUCUUCGCAUCACUCAAUUAAUCAAAUUUUUCAAAGAUGGCUCAAGAUGGUUCACUUGAACAGUUUCUUGAUGUUGCAGUUGAAGCAGCUAAGAAAGCUGGAGAUGUAAUUCGCCAAGGAUUUCACCAGACUAAGAAUGUGGAGCACAAAGGAGUGGUGGAUUUAGUCACAGAGACUGAUAAGGCAUGUGAAGAUCUCAUUUUUAAUCAUCUCAAGCAACAUUUCCCAAGUCAUAAGUUCAUCGGUGAAGAAACAACUGCUGCUUGUGGCAAUUUUGAGCUGACCGAUGAACCAACUUGGAUAGUUGAUCCACUCGACGGAACGACUAACUUUGUGCAUGGGUUUCCUUUUGUCUGUGUAUCAAUUGGUCUUACAAUUGGAAAGAUUCCGACAGUUGGUGUUGUUUACAACCCAAUUAUUGAUGAGCUUUUCACUGCAAUCAACGGGAAAGGUGCUUUUCUCAAUGGGAAGCCUAUCAAAGUAUCUUCACAGUCUGAACUUGUGAAGGCUCUUCUUGCUACGGAGGCUGGAACGAAGCGGGAUAGGUUAACUCUAGAUGCUACUACAGGGAGAAUCAAUAGCUUGCUUUUCAAGGUCAGGUCCCUCCGGAUGUGCGGCUCUUGUGCAUUGAAUCUCUGUGGGGUGGCAUGUGGAAGGCUUGAUCUCUUCUAUGAACUUGAAUUUGGAGGCCCUUGGGAUGUGGCAGGUGGUGCUGUGAUAGUGAAAGAAGCUGGAGGUUUCGUGUUUGAUCCAUCUGGUUCAGAAUUUGACCUCACAGCUCGACGUGUAGCUGCUACAAACGCUCAUCUCAAGGAUGCAUUUAUCAAGGCCUUGAAUGAAUCAGAAUGAGAAGAAGCUACCACCAGAACCAGUUCUAAUUUCAUCAUUAAACGGGAUAUAGCUAUUCGUAUCCUGACUCCAUCUUCAGGAUUCAAUCAUUAUUUAGCCAAGAAACAUUCACUUCUUACCAUUUAUUGCUGGUUUUAAUUAACCAGGCAAGUCAUCUGUACUAUCCUUUUCAAUAUACAGAGACCAUAUAAUGUUAUAGAUUUGGUUCUUUAGUGUAAGAAGCUUCCUGAAAGGCCAAUUUCCGUCGUCGACAUCAGUUUGUUUGAUGGAAAGUGACUUCAAUGACAUAUUAUGUAAUGGGAUAGAUUUUGUUCUAUAGUAUAAGAAGCUUCCUAUAAGGCCUAUUUCUGCCAAAGACAUCAGUUUGUUUGAUACAAAAAGACUUCAUUGAUAUAACUUCUCUUCAAUCUUAUCAUUGUCAAA